AUGAUUGAAAAUAAAGCCCAAAUAAAUAAGCAAUCCUUCAUGGAAAUAAAGAAAAAUAGCUUCAAUCAAGCAGAAACUCAAACAUCUAAAUCUUCUCAAGUUGAAGUUGAUAAAAUACCAUUUGAUGAGCUGAGUCCUGGGAAAUUCAAAUGCGGAGUAUGCUCUAAAGUGGUCCAUAAUAUCCUUAUAAAAGCUCAUGCAUAUUCUCAUGCUUCUUUAAAUGUAAAUCCACCUGCUCCAGCUAAAGAAAAAGAAAAGCCACUUAAAGAUUCUUCUAUGGAACAGCUCCCUGUAAAGGAAAAAAUCAGAAAUUUUAAAAAUUCUUAUGUAGCGGAAUUUCCAUUAAAAGAAAAAAUCAUUAAAAUAGGCUCAGAAACAGAGCAAAAAUCAAGAGAAUUUUCAAAUAAAACUGCAAAUGAAAAUGCAAAUGAAAAUGCAAAAAAAGCAAUUAAAAAAGAUUCAGAAAAGAAAUCAAAUCCUAUUGAAGCUCCCAUUCAAAAAGCCCAAAAAGCCAUUAAAGAAGAUGAAGUAAAGAAGCCAAAUGCUAUUGAAGCUCCUAUUCAAAAUGUCCAAAAAACUGCUAAUGCAGAUGCUGUAAAGAAGCCAAAUUUUCAUGAAACUCCUAUUCAAAAUGCCCAAAAAAAUAUUUACUCAGAUGUAGAAAAGAAGGCAAAUCCUUUUGAUGCCUCCAUUCAAAAUGCGCAAACAAUUAUUAGUGGAGACGCAGAAAAGAAGACAAAUCCUAUUGAAGCUCCCAUUCAAAGUGCCCCUGCUCAUAUUUCUAACUCCCCCUCUGAUUAGCGAGCAAAACCAUUAGAAAACCCUAUUUUCGGUAAAAAUUUAUCAAUUAAAAAAUCUUUUAAUAUGCUUUUUUACUGCAAUAUUUUAUAUAGAUUUAAUGAUUAUAAUAAUGAGACCUCCUUCUAAUUUUAUUAAAUUUAAACAUUUGGAUUCUAAAUUCAAAUCUUUUUUUUUAUAUAAUAAUUUUUUUAAAAAAAUUAUCCCUUGGGUGAGGGAGCAUAAAAUUUGUUCGUUAGCCAAGGGAGGAGUAAUGAAAAUGCAUCAACAUCUCAAGCUUUAGCUACUCUUAACCCAUGCUUAAAAUCCUCUAGGCUUCCUAAAACAGCUGCAAAUUUGCUUGACAAUGAAGCAUUAACUUUGCUAGAAAGAGCAAGAUCUCGUAAAGCUGAAUGAAAUAACAAUAUGCUUUCACAAGUGGUUUCCCAAGCUUUAAAUUUGCAAAACACCCCAGAGCCUGAAUUACCUUUGAAGCGCCAAAGAUCAAUUGAAUCAGUCACAGAACUCCUCAAAAAAGCAAAAAUGUGUGGAAUUAUAAUCAAUCGUUUAACCAAAAUUUCUAGCCGAGUAAUUUAUAUAAAAGAGCUGCAUUCGUUUAGAAUAUGGAAGCGUAUAAACAAUAAAUUUUAUUAA
Blepharisma stoltei is the source of this 1431-nucleotide messenger RNA. Lineage: Eukaryota; Ciliophora; Heterotrichea; Heterotrichida; Blepharismidae. The record is from the annotation of a GenBank genome assembly.